CUCAGGUGUCCACUGAGCCACGCCAACUGCAUCUGGGUCCUUUAGACUUUGACACAGAACAGAGCAGAAAUUCGUCAAAGUCUGUUUAAUCUCAAAGCAUCCCGUAUGUACACAUCAUAUUUGUUGGAAUGCAUUAGGCGCCGUCCCGGAAAAAAGGAGUAUAUAAACAGUGCUUACACAAGACCAGAGGUAGAUCGGUCCUAUACGAAGAAUUAUUUACAAGCAUUGCUUAUUCCCAAACAGUCACAAGAUAUUCGAUAGCCAUAGUUGCAGCCGGCAAGGUUGAUUAAAGAGAGGUUCAUUAAACAUUUGAAGGUAAGCGGAAAGCAUAACAGUUGAAGAAAAACAAGCCUUUCUUAAUCGUUUCUUUGGCUCUGUACCCCAACACUAACAUAGUAGCCCCAAAUAUUUGACGCCUUUUCUUCUAGUUAGUGGUAAACCAAAUUUUGCGUCGCAUGUUUUGAAUAUCUUGCUAUGGCGUGCAGCAAAUCGGCUUGACCGAAUCCAGUACAUGACUGAGGUCGAAAUAACCAAUGUAAUUUUUAUCAAAGCGGAUCAUCUCGGCCCUCUUUCCUGAUUUUUCUCGCUUCUGUGUUCGAAAGUAAUCUCUGCCUGUUUUUUGCUGAAAACAGCGAGCAUAUAAACUUGAAUUAGAAGACGUUAUAGCAGUUAUUUAUUUGGCACAAAAUACCUAACAUCACAUCAUGAGUCGCAGUUCUACUAUAAGCCGCAGUAUCUUGAAAAUCUAUGGACUAUGAGCAUACGUUUCUCCGGAGAAAAUGCUACGAUGUCUUUAUUGAUUAAACAGGGAAGGAAGCUUUAUGCUAAAUUUGCUGUGGUUUUGGAAAUGAAACAUUCAGCGAAUACAAAUCUUCUUUUCAAAGAGAUCGUUGUGACCAAAUGUCAGAGUAUAAAUGAUGUACGCGGUUGUAUAACAAAUUUUUACAGCGAUUUAAAAUAGCAACUAUCACCCACUCCUUUUUAACACUCGACUGCGAAAUAAAAGCUGGUUUUUAUAAGCUUUUCUUCUACUUUAUUAGUUGCCUUUCUUUAACCGAGAUUCAAAGGCGAUCCCGUCACGAACUUCAUUAUCCGUUCAACGGCUCCGUCAAGACCAGUGUUCUGCUUAAGAACAGGUCUUUGUGACCCAUGACAAGUCUUAUGAUUUUAAUCUUUUCCUUUCAAUUCCAAGGGAAUGUGAUAAGAUGUCAAAUGAUUGUGUAUCUCUUCUCCAAUGCAAAAGACAAGAAAAAAAUAGUUUAACUUCUUCAUCUCUUGAAAAAGUAUUGUCAUAGUUCCCUGACUUUGCUUUCCACAAAGCUCUGUUUGCCUUCCAAAACUUAAAACUCUACCAUACGCUUACUUAGUUUUUUGAGUUCGAAUGGUUCAGGAAAUUUAGCGUUAUGGCAGUAAGAAUCAAUAAGAAGACCAUGUUGUUAGGUGUCUGCGAAGUAAGGGAUCGUAAGCCGACCAAAUGUAAAUCCAACUAUUCCUCAAAUCCGUGGCAGAAAUCGACAGAUAUUUUAUAAAUUUAUUGUGCAAUCCGCUACAGUAAAUGUGGCGAUGAGUGAAAACGGUACUGACUUUCAAUUGACACAAACACUUCCCGUAAUUCUCUUAGCCUUUGUCAUAGUGUUUAGCACAAAAGAAUCAUUAGUGUCUGUUGUUAUGUAUUAAACGCAGGGAUGUCAAAAUGACCUUGGUGUGUCCACAGGCUUUGUACCAAAGUGUAAAUUGAGGGGGCGUUGCUUUAAACAAUACUUGACAAACCCACACAGUUAAACCAAUUUAACGAUCUCCUGUCUUGGAUAAGACAAAAAAGUUUUUCGUGCAUAGAAGCACAACAGCAAUGAAACAUAUUCCAAAGAACAUGCACCAGUCUGGAGAAAUUCAAUGCAUAUGAUCACUAUGGUCAACAACGAGACAGAAACCUUAAAAGAAAGUUUAAAUGCAGUUACUUCAAUCGUCGAAGGUGAUCGAUGUUUUAUAUUAUGUGCUGAUAAUGGGAUAACGAUGUAAUCCUUGAUAAAAAACAGUUCGCUUGCUGCUCGGUGAGUCAAGAUUUUGAUGUAAAUGACGUGGAAAAUUCCCACUUUUCCUCCGUUGGCAAUCUGUGAGAAAUCGUAAUGAACUAACACCUUUCUGUCUCCGGUUGAAAACUGAAGCUCGUUGAACAUUCAUUUUCACAAAUAUUGGAUAUUACACAAGAACAAUGGCAAGAGCGUGACAUUUUCCUCCAAGUUCGCAACUGUGGGGGAUAAGAUUGAAGGCCGCGCGGAUAACAAAUUUGACUACGAAACACGCAAUCAAACGAAAGUGCUUUAUUCGUUUUUACGUCAUUUCCACGACAGUAAGAAAUCUGUUUAUCUCAGUAAAGUUCCUCAGAACACAAUAAAAGAGCAUGCUAAUAAAAUGAUUAAAUCUGGGAACUUAAUACCUUGUAAAUUAGAUUUGUAUGUCACUUUGUGUACGUGGCAUAGUAUUCAAUUUUGACUGAUUCUAAAGUGUCUCUGAGAAGACCAGACUACAUGCUUCCACUCAUCAUGUGAAAAAUAUCACAUGAAAAAUAUCUCAUAGGAAUUAGGAAGCUAAGCACGUCUUUCAAAAAUUCUUGGAAGGAAGUUAAACCAAAACAGUUAGAGACUCUCUUUUCUGUCCGUUAGAACAAAGGAUUUCCACAAUUUCUACUAUUCACAUUUUUAUAACACAGAAGUAAUGAUGAGAGUGUACAAUAGGGAAAAAAUAAGCACGGGGUGUCACAAAUAGCAUAAAAUUUAAUGUCGCAUCUUCUUUGAUCCAUCAAUGGAUAUAAUUUUAAUACAUGGUAGAUAUAAUUAUGGUCGACUUGUCGAAGCCAUCUCAACCGACCAUCAUCUAACGACAGCCACUUAUGACAGCCUCGGCAAUGGGGGUCAAUGCAACUGGGAUAGUUUCUAAUGAAUCCUGUGCGUUUUAAAUAUGCAACAGUGAUAGUUUCGUCUAAUGAAUCCUGUGCGUUUUAAAAACUUUGAUAAAAUCUUUUUCUCUCUUUCCUUGAAUAUGAGCAGUCUUUUUUUAAAUAUUAUUAUUAUUAUUAUUUCGUUUAUAAAUCAUCGCUCUACAAGUAAUUUUAUAAACAUUUCUACAAAUUCCGCUAUAGCUUUUUUAUAGUCGGUGGUCACAAACAAUGACAGUAUCCACACAGGGAACAAUGAGGAGCGAUCGUUCUGCUAGCAGGAAAACAAAGCAUAAUAGUGCUGGUUCGAUGCAAUUAGCUUUGCGGCUAAUAUUAGCGCAAAUUUUGGCAAUCUGGUGCUCCAAACGAUAUUUUGAGACUAAACAAUACCUUUAGACUGAAAUAAGGAAACCAGGCGUUAUUACUAUUUGAAUUUAAGCAACACAUACUCUCGAAACGAAGAGGGAAGUUGUUUGCUUGCUUGAAUACGCAAUUUUGUUUAAUAUGCCUGCAUCACGGAAUUCUAUUGUUCUCUUUCAUCCGUAAAGUACAGGAAGAACUUCAUUGGAAAAACAACUUCCUAUUUUUACUAUUGGAAGAAAAAGGAGAACAAAAUACGGCCAUUUAGUGACAAUCGCGGAUCCUUACCUCAGAGGGAUAUAAGUUGUAAGUAUUAGCGAGCUUCUUAUUCAAAUAAUCGAUGAAAGAUUGGCUUUGAUUGCUACGUUAAAGUCUUCCAUGCUAAGAUGUCUCAUACAAGAGAUUUGUGGUUUUUUGAAAGGAAAUAUAUAAUCUUAAAGGUAAGUUAACCACCUCACUUAAGUAAAACAUAGCAACUAUUGACAAAUCGACCACAUAAUUUUGACAAAAUUAAUCCUCUUCCUCCAACGGACUUCACAACACUCAGGUCACGUCAGUUUUUCCAACCUAUAUUCUGCGAUGUAAUCCUACAGUUGGAACUUAGUUUGAUUCAUCGUUUCUUUCUCGUGUAAACAGUUAUCACGUUGUAAAAUGUAUUUCUUCACAGUGUGAUCGAUCCAUUGAACACUGAUGCCUUAAAAAGGACCAAUUCAUCAUACUCGAAACUACCUCACCAUCUGACCCUCACUCUACAGUACACUCCUAAAGUGUGAACCAUCUUUGUUCUUGAAUGACGGAUCACAAUUUUCAUGUGUAACCGUCUAUUGUAUAUUUACGUCAUUAAGUUCCCUUUCCCACGGAUUUGAGGAACAUGGAAACUCGUCCUACAAAUUGUCAGAGUCUUGCACUGAAAGCUACGGCUGAUUGCAUACAAGUAAAGCAACUCGGAAUCAUUUCAUCCUUUUAAGUAGUUUUUCAUAAAGUCUUCGUUCAAAACCGUAUGAACAUUUGUCAAAUUUGCACCUUGCGGUCCACUUGUGAGGAAUUAUCCUCAACAAAUGUCCGGAUCAGGGUUCAAAUUCCAGAGUUUCUUAACAUGAACAAAUUCCUCUUUCACGUAACUUGAAGUUUUAGUCAGAAUCAAUUAUGUAUUUUUUCCUUAGUCAGAAGAGAACGCUGUUGUUGAUUUUGAAUACAUAGAGUGAGGCAUUAAGCCUUGAAAAAGAAAAUUAUUAUCCAGAUACCACACUACCAACACACGUUUUCGUCUUUGAGCAUUUAUGUCAUGAGUUUAAACACACUCCCUCGAGCUAUCCACACACACGCACACACACACCAUUCACACGUUUAUAGACGUAACCCGUAGAAACUCAGAAAGAAGAAGAAGCCGAAGGAAAAAAAUGCUUGGGUCAUUGUCAUAAUUCAAUUAGUUCAAUUCCGUGGAGUGUUCGAAGCGAGAUAGAACGUACGAAGCGCCUGAGAGUCUUCCAGACGGAGGUCGAACAUGCACGUCUCCAAAUAAGUUCCUUAAUCCAAGUCAAUAUUUUUGACAAUAACUGCUACGCCACACUAGUCUGCAACUCUAAUUUCAGCAAUCCCAAUGCAUUUCUGGAGUUUUCCAAAUUUGAGCCAGUUUCUUCUCAUUCGUGAUUAUAUUUUUAAAAAUUGUUUAUUUUAAGUUAAUUUAGAUUCAUCCUAAAUUUGUAUCCCACAACUAUUCCGAGAUUACCACAAUUGUAACCUUUAAGGUGAAAUCAGAACGAAAGCAAGACAUAUUCAGCUCUGAUAUUUUUCUUCAGUGACACGACAAGUAUGCAAAAACUUUCUUUUCUUUCCACGCCACUUGAAAUGUCUCCAAGUCAACUACGUUGCACGAAAGGCAAAUAUGCAAACUAUGCCAAGUUUUAAGCACAUUAUUUUGGCAUCGCAAAGAAGUGACGCCUUAAACGAACAAAAAAAGGAACGUUUUUGGCCACGAGGAUCAAACCUAACUUUUACGAAAGCCGCAACACGGACGAUAAAGGUGAAAUAUCGUUUGAUUUUAGGAUUUAGUUACUCUACUCUUUCUCCUCUACCAUGACCUAAAGUGCAGAAAGAUCGGGAAACAUUUUAAGUUAUGAAAUUUGCGCAAUCCUCUCGUUAAACUGACAAGGAUUGUUUCAUAUGGAUAAUUUUGAUCUAUAAAAUGAGUGCUAAUUUUAUCCCACAUAUUUUGUCGUCGUUAGAUAUUGCAUUUAUUAUAUGGGUGUUUCUUGGUUAUAACUUGCUUAAAGGUAUCCUUAUUACUGACGCAAAGAUUCGCUUUCAAAAAUUUCUUUGGAUUAAUAUUUUCUCUCUCCAUUUUUUCUUAUUUUUAUAAGCUUUGAAUGGUCUAUAGUAGGAAGUAUGUAACAGAAACGAAAUUUGUCUUUGCCAGCAUUCAAAAAACGAAUGACCUGUCUUGCAGUCUUCGCCUUGAUUGCUUUGUAACUGGCAUUCUUUGAUCAUAACGAACGUUUCAUAAAGAAAAGUCGAAAGUUGUGGGUUUUUUCCUACAAGACUCUCUGCUGUUCAAUUGGAGGUUUUAGGUGAACAAGUCAAAACUCAAUGCAUUACUGAAACAGAGAUCAGAGAAGGACGAGAUUAAUUUUGUCCACAACCCUAGCUUCUUAAUGCAAUGCCAGUUGCAUGCAAUCACUGGAAUAGAGACCGAGAAUUCACAAUUCCAUUUCGUUACUUAAGUUAAUGUUCAAUUAAUCUUUACGUUCCCUAUGUGGGGAAAAAAAUCUCGUGAACAAUUUUUGAGAUAACCUCAUUUAAUAAUGAGGAAAACCAUACUGUUAAGUACAGCAACUGAAAAAUAGUUGCUUCAGUUAUGGUAAAUUUCAGGCAAGCUACAAAGUAUGAUAGAAUAUUCUGAUAUUUUGGUAAAUUACAUGCUUUCAAUUAAGGUUUUUUGUUUGUUUUUCAAAUUCUUUUCUUUCGGUAAACUUUACAGAAAAAGAACCUGGUAGUUGAAAUAAGAAAAAAAAAUUAAAUCGUUGAUGACUUUUCUUUGUAAUCAGGCAAAUGAAAAAAAUCCACAAAUUUUUAUGAAAAAAAUACUAAUUUCGACAGUAUUUUCUUUUUUUUUUGAUGAUGGCAUCGUUUGAGUUGCACGUAUCAGAUCACUUAUGCCUUAAUUGAACAAUACUACCACCAUAAAACUGUUGAUGGUUACAACGUGCUAUAAUGUGAUCUUGUUAUUUGACAAAACCAGUUAAGUACCAAGGCCAAGGCUAGCGACAACCUGUAAAAACAAUCAUAGUUCUUCCGUUUAUACUUGUUAAAAUCAUUAUCUUUCCAAGAUAGGACUUUUAAAACUUAUUUUUUAUUUCUAAAAUAUUGCGCUAUUGUAAGAUGUGUAGAGCUACCUUGAUAUUUUCCACACGGAUACAAUCAAAGUUCCCACGUGGCUAGACAUUGAAGAGAUUAAGUUAGUUUUGACUGAAAAGGUCCUCUCUAUUUCCAAUUCUUCAUGAAUUCUAAAGUGUUUGUAGGACAAGGGGGCCACACAGAUAGGUCAGCGGAUUAUCUGACAUGACAGCUCAUAACCUUGACCCAUCAAAAUUUUCACAACCAAAGAACAGCACAAUUGUAGGUUCCUUUAUUGAAGAGGAUAGCAAAGUUUACACAGUUCGAGGUUUACUAAUUUAAAUUUUGUUUGAAUCAUUGAAAAGGGAAACAGGCUGUCUUUCUGUUUUGUUUUGUAAACCAACCUAUCACCAGCAAUUAAGAUCUACCUUUUUAUCACCUAUGAGGCUAUUAACGGUCUGGUUGAUCAUAACUUACCAUUGUAACUAAACAAAAGCGGAGAAAAGGCGAAAAGUUAACAAAGGCAGAAGAGCCUCGGUUAGAUUGUGCGAAACUUGCUCGGGGAGGAGGGGAGGAGGUGUUCAAGGUUUAGUAGGGGGGAACAUGACCAAGAGGCCAAAGCAUUUGGUUCGCAAUGCGGUGGUCCUGGGAUCAAUCUCAUCACCAUGCUAUUCACUGGAUAUGUUCUCUUGACUGUUCAAUGUAAACGAUGUCUCCUACUAGUUGGUACCUAGACAAAAUAUGUUGCCAUGGGUGAUUUGUUAUCCUGUUUGGUGUUUUUGGUUUUUUAAAAGCUAAGCUUGGCAGUGGUUAAGUAAGGAUGUCAUAAAUCCUCUCAUAAAUUUUUAAAGACUAAUUGGAUUUUUUAUGGAACAUGAAAAGUUUUUCAUGGAGCUACAUCCGGAAGAUGUGGUCGGUCGUGGAUGUUCCUCGCAGACACUAUUUCCUAAAUUGAUUGACGUCACAGAGUGAUCUAAUUAUAGUCUUGAUUCAAAGAUAAUUGUAAUGCUUGCACGAACUCUCAGUUAAGACAACAUCAGCAACGAACAACACUACAUUCCCGUCGGGAAAAGAGAGAAAUGAGAAGGAGUUUGUAACUUAUUGGAAAAAUCUCGUGUAGUUUUGGACUAAGGUUAGUAAACUGAAACAAAAAAAUUAAUGUGAACAUAAAUUUCGUAGACGUCUUUCACUUUAAAAGGCUCAAUGGCCCAAUUAGUGCUUUCAGCACUUUACAGAUGUAGUAUUGCAUUGCUCUGACUUGUCGGUCAAAGUAGCUCAAAUUGAGGCUUUGAUCUUCACAAAUCAUCAGAAUGUCUCAAUGAGCAUACUCAGUGCAUAUUAAAUUUUUAAAAACUUACGACCAGAAAGUUAAGUAUCUUCGGCACAAAAAACACUUUUAAAGAUUUAAUAAAGAUAAUCUAGCUUUUAAUUGUUGGGGCUUAUUAGGCGAUUUUUGACAGUUUCACCAAAUCAAAAUAUAUUGACAAGAGUUCUGAAUUUGGUUUGUGAAAAUUGAAAAAAAUUCCAUAGUUGAAAUGGGAAAUUUAUCAUGAAAUUUUUUGUUGUAACAUAGUCUUCAUCGGAAAUGACCAUGCAAGGGACAUUUCUGUUCGCUCCUCAUUCUUCUUUUUCCUCCCUUUGACAUUAACUUCGGCUGUUUUAGGCGUGUAACUUAGUUACCUAAUUAAAACAUACUCACUGAAAUGUUGCCAAAAUCCCCCGCAAAAUAUCCAUCCUCCAUAGUUACUACAAAAAGAUCAGUUUUCAUUCUUAGUACGUGAUGUAUGCCGGUGUUUGGCCAGUCUGUUCCGUGACGUUUUUGAAAACGUCAAAUUUUUUAGGAUUACGUGCAUGUGUUUAUCCGUCCGGUACGCGUUUUCGUUUAUUCUGGCUGCAGCUCAAUGUUGAAUUCUCCAGAUUUCCUUGAUACUAUAUCUGUUGCGAUAUGACAACGUCACGCCCAUUAGAAGUUGCGAAAUAAUUCAUUCUUGCGAAAUAAAAUUAGAGAAAUACUUUUUGCACCCAUUCAAGUUUUUAGUAUAUAUCCCGUGAUAAGAGUAAAAUUUUCUUGUCUUCUGUUUGUACGAAUUUAUUUACGAAUCGCAUUUUUGUUAUGUUUCCUUCUCGUUGUGUUAAGUUCACUUUGCUUCACAGACAUUAAUUUAAUCUGGUGUUCAUCCAGCUUAUCUCUUCCCGAGCAUUUCAUUAAACAGACCUCGACAACGACAAAUACCAUGAACUUAGGGUAAAUGUUCCUUCGCAUUUUCCCGAGUGUCGUUUGCUCUAAUAUUCGAUAAGCAACACUCGCCAGAAAAGUGAAUUAAUUCCAGGGAGUAGUCUCUCGAAAAACUAAAUUUUUAUCUAAUAAUAAAGGUAGAAUAUAACUAGAACGUGAUAAUUAUCCAUUGAUAUCUUGCCAUAGAAUAUAUAUUUGGUCCGGAAAUAAGCAGAACUAUAAAUAAACUUGUUUGAAAAGCCAUGCUCUUCCCAUCUGCUACUCAACAACUCGAAAGUUUACACUUCUCUUUUAGUGGCAAUGUACUUAAGAUUUUAAGGUGAGAGACAUAACAUUUGCCAAUUUUGAUCAAUAUAUGACGAUCUAAAUGGUGCUGCAGUGAGUUUCAAAUUUUUAAACCACACAUAUCCUGUGAAAGUUUAUUAUUGAAGAUGAUCGUCGUAAGUUUUAGAUACUUUUAUUUGGCGUCUUCAAUGCGUUGACAAAGGCCGAGCAUUGGAGGCCACAAAAUGACGAUAAAAUGUUAUCUUUUGGCAUCUCACCAACAAUAAUCGUCAACGGGAUCAUGAUUUUUGAAGAAUCAGAAAUUGAACUCAUUAAGAACAGGUUUUCUUUGUCCAGCUAUAAAGUAAUAAAAGUAUAUUUAACGCAAAUUCCCUAGCUGGACUUUCGCAGGGAUCUAAGGUUUACUAUCAUUACUAUGAAAAUAUGAAAACUUUGGAAAUGUGAAAACUUUCUAUUCCCUUUUUUCUGUAAAAGAAUUUUGGAAACACUUAGCGGUGAGGUUUAUAAUUCAGCAGCCGUGAAAACAUGUACGUUAUCUUCUUACGGUCGUGGAGAUUUAUAUUCAAACACUGUGUAGACUUGAUUUAAGUCGAAAUCGAUUGGCAGACGUGCAACUUUCGUAAGAAAGACGGCACUAUUAUGUGUCAAGAUUUACGAGCGUCCUCUGCUUUUUAAGGGCAGGAGAAUCACAAAGUGAACUUCGUUCCGCAAAAAAAAGAAGAUUUUUUACCUCUUUUUCUUCCUAUGUUCAUUUGGCUUUGAAGAUUCGAAUAAGAUGUUAUUUUUUUCUCCAAAAACGCUUAUAGUAUGGUGAACUACUCAUCGUAAAUAGAUACAGCCGCAGUUGCUCUAUUUUUCCCUGUAAUAUGGCGCUUACAAAUUAUGGAGUUCUUUCGCACAGUUUCUUGCAGACACUAUAGCAAAGCUGAUGUAGUUACAACGAACAAAAAAAAAUGAUUGAAUAAGAGGUAUUCUCGGUGUUGGUGGUAUUUAAAGAAAUUGCGUCAUUAUACAUGAGUUAUAUUUUCGAUGAAUAAAACUGCAUUAGAUACUUUAAUAGUAUGGAGAAUACUUUGAAAACUCAGUGUAUUUAAAACGAACGAAAAAGGAGUAAAAACGGUCGAAGAUGGGAGACGUUUGUGUGGAUUUUAUUUGAUGAAACAGAAAAAUUAAAGCUGGUUAAUUUCCAGUAUAAAGGAACCGUGAAUCACGCAGUGGGGAAACAAAGAACACACUAUGAGAGUGACUCAAAUCACGUGCAUCAUCAGGUGCAUGAUACGGAACAGAGAUCGUAGCAGGGAGGCUUACCGUUUAAAAAUUUGCGUGCCCGUGAUGAGAUUAUCUCUCGUCAACAGACUGAUAACCAUAUUUAUCCCAUCUUAUCGAAAGAUAACGCCAUUUAUUAAGUGUCAAAAUGGACCGGUAGAAGAAAUGUCAAUUUGCCAACUGUCAUAUCGAUCACUGACAUUUUUCUUUCUCAAAACAGGACAAUACCAGUAGGUCACAUGAGAAUGUUCCUUCCACAGGGUCAAAUAGGUGAUUCUAACAUUAAGUUUCUCCUGCUUACACAAUAGUUACUGCGGAACAUCAGACACGAUCAGAAAUGAAUGGUAUUUUUGGACGUUUGCCACCCUGUACAAUGAACGGGUACAACUACAGUCGUCCACAGAGCAUGGAUUUUUACGACCCGACCGAAGCUGUGAUGUAUGGUAAGAGUGCAGUGAUAAACAAUGUCCUCUGAUUUGGUUGCGUGCCUUGAUGUCAUAAAUUUGGUCUCAAUCCUGAUAAUCUUUCCUAUUGUGCUAAGUGGCUUUAAGGCUAACCGUUCUCGACUGACUCCCGUAAAGGAUUGUUUAGUCUCUGAUGAAAAUGAACAGCCAUAGAAAGACAACUAAAACAGAAGUUCUUUGUCCUUAGAUUUCUCAAGUAGAAUUUCAAAGAUUUCCACUGAAAAAUAUAACUUCACCUCCGAGACCUUAAAGCAUAAGAUAUGUACAUCUGAACUUGACAUUUUGAAAAUUUCCCAACAAAUUAUAAUCACUGUUAUCGUCUUACAAAACUCACAUUUUACAACAUGGAAAUCUCUACUGAGAAAUCAGUGCUCAGCUACACUAUCUUUCUGUCUUAAAGAUCACGUUUUGCCACUUUUAUAACGUGACCGCGUAGGAUUUCAUACCUUAUUAGCGUGUUUAUAGAUUUUUUUUUAACAUAAUUUCCUAGUCUUUUCCUGUUUAUGACUUUAAUCCAAUGGUUUUUUCAAAUCCCUGGGAUAAUAACAUAAAUGCAAGCAGAGCUGUUCCAGUUUCGAAAUAAGUCAGUAUCACGAUUGGUUGAGAUUCUUAAACAUCAGGUCACAAAGGAAAAUGAAGGUUCCUCUUUUAAUGAUGUAGUAAACGGAAUCUUUGCAUUGUCAACUGAAUUUACACUUGAGUUUUUCCAGAAUGGAGUAAAAAAAAAAAAAGUGUUUUUUUCUUGCACAUAAUUGCACUAGUUAGUGUUCAUUUGUAUUAUUUCUGUUCACGUCGUUUAUAUCGUUACCUCUUCAAAGUUUGCUCAAUGAGUUCCCCACUCGUCGAGUAACACAUGAGGGUAUAGCUGUAAGUUUGACAAUUUUUUUUAUGCAUCAGCAUUAUAAUCCAUUCAAAUGCGGGAGUCUGUCAGAAAAACCCUGGAUAAUCCCUUAUUGGACAGCCACCUUAAGAGCUGGUUUGCUAUUUUCCUAAUUGAUAUAGAGAUUAAGGCUGACAAAAAGCGGUAUAUACAACCCAAUCACAUAACCAAGCCCACCACUCGUACGUGUUUUGCUUGGUAUAAGAAGACAGAUAUAAAUUAAUGCUUUGGGACUAAACUAAACUUGAAGUCGGUUAGCUUGCAAUAUGGAGUUUGCUUGGCCAGGUUUAAUGCCGUGUCUUGGCUGUCCCCAAUGUAUAACGUCAAGGUUUUUGAAGGUAUUAACUUUAAUGUUUUGUGAUCGAAAAAGUUUGUCUUGGGAUUUGAGAUGUUUGGCAAACGGUGGAAAUGUCUACUUGAAAAUUUAGGAAGAGUCACUUACAAAGACCCAAAGAGGAUCGUAUUAUCCAUUUUAUAAGUUUGAGAGCAGCGAGUUGAAUGUAAGCAGCUACAGCUGUAGCACUCGAGUACUUGAGCUUGCUUCUCGAAGAUUCUUGUUGAGGAUAAGUAUUACGAAAUAUGAAUUAUGAUGGGCACAACUGGAUUCUAAAAUGACGGAAAGGAAUGAAAGUCCUAGAUGUAGGAGGGUCGGGUCUGACUUACCUGAUUGUUGGACUCCAUAAAUAUAUUUCAAAAUGGAACUGGACAAGAAUAAUUGGAAACUUAUUCCUUGAGAACCCGUUUAAAUGUGGUUGAUCCAUCCACUGAAACCUGCGUAGAGCUGAAAUUCCAAGACAAUUGUAAAAAUUAUUGCUUCUUUUUGAAAUCGAACGCAAGACAGACUAACACAAUCCCAUCAGUUCUUUACAAAGUAUAUUUUUCUUCAUGUAACCGUUUUUUAUAAUUUUUUUUAAUUAAAUAGUUGUCCUCUUUUGUUCUAGGACCUCCACGAAAACAACGUCGUGAGCGUACGACUUACACCAAAGCUCAGCUUGAAAUUCUGGACGAGCUAUUUGCUAAAACAAAAUAUCCGGACAUCUUUAUGAGGGAGGAAGUUGCUAUGAAAAUUAAUCUUCCGGAAAGCAGAGUACAGGUGAGAGCAAAGAUCCGUCUUGAGACAAAAGGAUUAUUUUUUGGUGUAUUCUCGUAACUGGGAGAACCAGGCCCCCUGUUGUGGGAUAUGUCCUACUUGGAAAAAAAUGUGUUGCUUCCAAGACAGUUGACAGAUUUCAUGCUUUUCUUGAAUCUUCCUAAUUCUUUUGUUGUUUAGAUUUUAUUGGCCAGAGCAAGUUUUAAGUCACACCACUUUCACAGAAUCAUUCAUGCGUCUUCCCCGCAUCAAAUAAUUUGACAUAUUGCCAUUAGAAUCACCGGUGUGCUUCACUGAUAUCUGCGUUACUUAAAACGACGAAGUAGUGAGCUUUUAAUUCUCUGCUAAUGUAUAUUGUAAUCAACUAAGGACUGUCGCCGCCUAGCCAUUUUAAUCGUCGCUCUCAAAUAUUUCGAGCUAUUUUUGGUCAUGUCUUACAUUGCGUGGCCUACGGAGACAAUUAGCAUUUUAUAAGGAUGAUAGAUAUGCCCAAAAUCUUCUUGACUUUGUUUUUAAGGGGCGUUACUUGGGUGAUAGCGGAUUAUAAGUACUUAAUUACCCACAAAUUACUCUGUUUAUCAACGUUACUGAAUUUAACUCUUUUGUUUACAAAGAGUUGUUAUCUUAAAGCAGAACGCCCGCGUCGGGAACAGAUAGGGCCAACUUUGAACACGUGUUGAAAAAUGGCACGAAACAUGUUUUUUAGUGAAAAACCGGCGAAAAAAUUAUGGAAGAAAGCAAAAUGAAGCAAACUGAUUAAACAGAAGUAAUUCAAGUCUUUAGUUUGAUGCUUUUUCUUCAAUAUUGCGAUACAAAUAGAGUAAUUCGUGAUUUUCGUUAGCGUGAGUUGAGACACGGAGUUUUGGAAGCUCUGUUUGAAUUGGUGGCCUUUCAAGUGUUUGGUAUCACUUAUCACACCUUGGACUCACGCGACGUUUACUCCCUGCUUUUUGUCCGAACGCUACAUGCUUUUAUUUUUUUUUAAUUUUAUCUUGCUUUUAGCCUUAGCCUGGUAGAAUACAUGAAAUCUUACUACAGUUUAAAUUUGAUGUACCUAUUUGAACCUUUUUAUCUUAAAAUAUCAUAAAACUUUUUUUCGACUUUAAUUUUUUUUUUUUUUUUUCAAUAAUGUGGCAUUUCAACCAUUUACGUUUAGUGUUAAAUCAUUCUAUUUAGUACAAAUUAUUUAUAUUUUUUUGGCCCAACUCAAUGUAAUGGCAAAUUCAUUUAGCUCAGCAACCAAGUAAAUCCAAAUCUUGUCGCCUCGCUUUCCAUAUUUUAUGAAUGACUCGAAAACUGUUUAAAAUUAUUUUCCUCUAACAUUUUGAUCGCUAAUCCUAUCCUUAUCUUUUCUAGGUAUGGUUUAAAAACAGAAGGGCUAAGUUUCGACAGCAAAACAAGCAACAACAAGGCGCCCCAAGCAAGCCUAAACCAACAGCAGCUAAGCCAAGAAAGAGCCCCACGCCACCUGCUUCACAGCAUGUCCAAGAUCCAUCGCCAAAGCCAUCCCCCAUAGCACAGGCACCCCCUCAACAGUUCAACAACUUUACUUUUAAUGGUCCCAAUUGGCCUAGCAAACACAAUAUGCAAGAAAUGGCCAACUUCCACAGACAGGCCAACUAUCAAAAAUUUAUCAAUAACGGAAUGAAUGGAUUCCCUCCGUCUAAUUUUGGGCCCACUUCGUCACCGCAAGCUCAUUUCUACCCAAGCCACGAACAGUACUUCUCCUAUAUGUCAAAUGCUGGACCCGUCUCAAAUGAGAUGUCCCGGAAUCGAUUAGAAUCCACUAUGAUGUGCUGAAAGUUCCAAUAUUUCAUGAAAUUUGCCACCAAGCUUUAUAACUCUUCAGAAGAAAUUCUUAGUGUGUAUUAUGCCAUAUGGCUGUAUAUAUUAGAUGUAAAAGAAGCUCGUCCUCGAACUGGUGAGAAUAGAAUAACUAUUACCGGCUGAGCAGGAAAGAAGUUUAGAUGUUAACUAUUCAAACAGCUCCUGCAUAUCCUCUUUUGUUAGCAUUUCCCAUUAACAUCACUUCUUAAAAAAUAUUAACUCUGCGCCAGAUUUCCGCAUGUGUGUUUAGGUUUCAUUUGGUUUAAGUAACCUGUAACAGCUUAACACAGUGCUCCGCCUCAUAAGCUUUUAAAUAUGAACAAAGCAGGUAUUCAUUUUUCUUUUUCACCAGUAAGUAUAGUUCAAAAUUUCGGAUAAUCUUAUCGAGCUCUACCUAGCCUAUAUUGAGUCUGAUCUUAUUCCUAGUAGCAUAUUUAAGGCACCUUCAGCGUCAAUUAUAAACAAGAUAAAGACGUUACGAUCCAACUGGUUUGUUCCUUCGAACCUAAAGGUAGCAUCUGUACACGUCUUUCGCAAUGUUAAGAUUUAUAAAGAUGAUUUAAGUUUAUUGUUCAUAAUAAAGAACAAUGUGAGCCACCAUCGUGACUUCAAUGAA
This is a messenger RNA of Pocillopora meandrina, 15292 nucleotides long. The record is from the annotation of a GenBank genome assembly. Lineage: Eukaryota; Metazoa; Cnidaria; Anthozoa; Scleractinia; Pocilloporidae.